CUGCACAUCUUUCAGUGUCUAGAGUCAAGGAUGAGCAUACAAUCGCUCUCGAGGAAUAGAGUCCCCUACGAUCUGCAGCCUGCCAUUCCGCCCGCUCCGUCACUAGUUGCGAAGGGUUCAUCGCGGCCGGCAGAUCCUCUCUCAUCGUCGUUCCUGCGUCUGCCUGGCGAGCUGAGAAACGCAAUCUACACAUUCGCGUUGGCUUUCCCACAUCCACUCAUUAUCGCUGAUGGGAGAUUGUAUCGUCAUGUGGAAGAUGCAAAUGAUGAUUUAAUCGCAGUUCAAGGCUAUCAUGAUCGUGGACAUACACAACACAAGAAAUUCUUGAAUGAGAACUUCAGUAAUUGGGGGCUUACGAGCUACGAGCUCGCGCGCGUGGCGCAUCCUGGUCUUGGUCUUUUCCUCACAUGUCGACAAGUUUUUCAUGAGUCGUGCUCUGUCUUCUUUGGUAACAAUGUCUUCACGUUUAGCACGUUUCGUGAUGAAGACGAAAUAGAUCAUGACGCCAGGGCCACGUUUCUCGACAAAGGAGCAGCUUGGUUGACCAACCUUGGCUCUCAGCUCGCACAGGUGAAGAAAGUCGUGGUCGAUAUGGGUUCACUUUGUCCUGAACGCUGCCAUAGCGCGGAUGACGCCAUUAUGGAUUGCGUCUACUCUGAUCCACGGAUAGGAUCUGCCUGUAUCGAAAUCUUCCCUCUCCUGCGAGUGAUUUGGAGUCGGAACUGGCAUGGGAAUAUUACUUUUGCCUCAUGCAACAGGCCUACGUGCCCGGACGGCAGUGUCAAUCACAGAGUGUAUGAACCGACAUAUGAUGAAUCAGGUUUCGGCGCUCUGACACAAACGGUGCGCUUCCUUAGAAGGGAUGAUCUCGAUAUCAAAAAGGCCAUGCCCCUGAUUUGUCACAUCGCCGUAGCCAGAGACGGACAGCGCGGCGUUGUGAUUUUCAGAUCGACUCAUCGACCUUUCUGCCUCCCUCAAAGUUACUUCAGGCCCCGCAUCAAGGGCGCUGACCUUUGGCACUACCAUCCUUGCCUCGGAUCUCCUCUGAUAUUCGCCGCAAAUGAUGAUAAGCUCAUCACCACACAGACAACGCCUCACUUGCUCGGUUUCCCAAAAUACCUGGAAAAGCGCAUAGUUCACCUCGUCCUGCAAUCGCGCGAAGAGGUGAUGGUCAACUUGGACACCGAGAAAGAAGUAGUUCCAGGACUGCUAUACAUAAGCCGCUUCGUCUACGCCUGGAGCAACAGAUUCUACUACACUGCUAAUGAAUUCAUCCUCAUCCACAGCGUGUCGAUGGAUGAUCCGAAAACGCUUGCCAACAGGCUCGAGCGAUGGAUAUCGAGCAACAGGUACUCCGCGACGACGCCCAUAGAAAUGGCGGAAAUGAAAGGCCGGAACGUGCGGGAAAUUCGCUUCGUCUACACAUCCCCCGACGAUACAUCCUGCGCGUUGACUCAACUUCGAAUCGACGUCACGCCUCUGAUGCGCCAUGCGACGUAUCUGGGGAGUGGAACCAGUACGGGGCACGCUGAGAUCCAUGUCGCCUCCUGGAAGACAGGAUCAGAUGGUAGUAAGGUGCUGGUAAACCAGGCGUCUUUUGAAUUCGGUGCGCUGUUGCGUGCUGUUGGGCGCUUCUUGUCUGUCGAUAUUGAUGGGUGGAUUGAUCCUAGGAUUACGGGCACCUCGGACGUUAUCAUCGAUGGCUUGGGGGCUGUGUUGUCCGCUAGAGCAUUUCGUAGCGAUUGGCCUCAUUCACUACGGAAUUAACUUGGAAUGACAUGUUGAACUGGAGGAGAAACCAACUAUCUUCGCAAGUAGUCGUUUCUGCACUUUCUGGGCUGAGACUAGAAUAAGUACGAUACCUUGACGAUUACAGUUUAUUCCUGCAAGGUUCAAGGGAGGGUAAUGCACUUGAACCCGCAUCUAUCGUCAUUGUUGUGUCAGUUGUUGAUUCGCACUUACUAUAGAAGCUGAUUAACGCAAUGCAAAGAAGC
Messenger RNA from Dothidotthia symphoricarpi CBS 119687, 1994 nucleotides. RefSeq lists its product as uncharacterized. Lineage: Eukaryota; Fungi; Ascomycota; Dothideomycetes; Pleosporales; Dothidotthiaceae. The transcript has 2 exons. The record is from RefSeq and is a predicted model, not a curated record. The coding region runs from base 31 to 1767 and encodes 578 amino acids.